CUUAUACUUCCACUUCUUCCACCACUUCUUCUUCUUCUUCUUCUUCUUCUUCUCAGAUCUAUACUGUUUUAGUAGAUUACAUCCCAUCUGGGCUCUGGCCCUCUUCUCUACUGUUUUCAUGUUUCUCCAGAUCCUGGAUUCUUGUGAGGAUGACCACCAUCGAUCAUAAGCCGCUUCACUCAAAUCUCAUCUCAUCGCAAAGGUUUUCCCUUCCCGGCCAAAAUUUUCUCUUUCGUUACAAGUACAUUGUGACGGCCACUCAAAGUCGUCGGCACCAGAGUCAACUCGUUGGCAGAGGGUUUCAUCAGUCAAGCUAGUAUCUGCUAGUGUAGAGUUUGAUCGGGUAUUUGAUCAUGGAGUCUUUGAUUGUGUCUCCGCUGGUGGAGGUGCUCUUCGUGCGGCUGACUGACUCUGUUCUUGGUCAAGUUGGGUCCCGCAGAGAGUUCAAGAUGGAGAUGGAGAAGAUGAAGGAGACGUUAUCGGUGAUCCAAGCGGUGAUAGAAGACGCAGAGGAGCAGCAGAGGAAGAACAAGAAUGUCAGGACUUGGCUGUCCAAGCUCAAAGACAUUGCAGUCGAUGCUGAUGAUUUGCUCAAUGAGGUUGCCACUCUUACUCUACGCAAGAAUUUGAUGGAAACUUACCGAUCAUAUCCUGACCCCAGAGAUUUCCUGACAAAGCUUGUGGACGCACAGGAAGAUUUUACCGGUGGAAGUAUUCGAACACUGUUUCAUCUGGGAGUUAGAAAUGUGGAUGUGAGAAUGGAGUCGAUGAUUAAUAAGAGAGUGAGAAUCUAUGAAUUAAUUGAUCCACUUUGGUUGAGAAUGCAAAAAGGCAGACUUUGUGGAGACCUGUAUGAUCUUCAUCUUUCGAGUUGGAAUGUGAAGAUGAAGGACAGGAUUGGUAUGGUGGUGAGAAAGAUCGGAGAGGGGACAAGAUAUGGGGUAAAUCAAACUAGCUUAUCUGUUAAAUCAAUUUCUACUCACCGUAAGCAGUCGCGUAAACUGAAGGAGACUCGUACAAGAUUGGAUGAUGUAGCUAAGGAAAUGUCUAGUUUCAAGUUUAGGGAAACUCAGUUUUAUGGACGAUCAACAACGAUGGAGAAACGCGAGACUGGACCCUUCGUCAAUGAGUCAAAGGUGUAUGGUAGGGAAGAGGAUGUGGAUAAGAUUGUGGGAAUGCUAUUGUCUACCAGUACUAGUCCUGAUGUUGAAGUGAUUCCCAUUGUAGGAAUUGGAGGGAUGGGGAAGACAACACUUGCUCAGUUAGUCUACAAUUGCCCGAGGGUUACAAGUCAUUUUCAGUCUCUAAUGUGGGUGUCUGUCAAUGAUCAUUUUAAUCCUGCAAGGAUCAUAAAUCAAAUUUUGAGUUAUGUGAGAGAGGGCAGCCAUGACUCAUUUCAGAUUGGGGUGCUGCAAUCUCAACUGAGAGAAUCCUUAGUGGGAAAAAGAUACUUGAUAGUGCUCGAUGACGUGUGGAAUGAGGAUGCAGAUGAAUGGGAUAAAGUUAUGAAUCCGUUGAAAGGCUCUGGAGGCAGCAGCAAGCUCAUAUUAACCACCCGGAGUGAGGCAGUUGCAGCCAUAACUAGCACAUUCCCCCCUUUUCAUUUGGAACCACUAAGAAAAGAAGAGUGUUGGAAAUUGUUUAAGCACCGUGCCUUUGCAGAUGGAAAAGAAGAUGACUUUCCAAGCCUACUGGACAUCGGUGACCAAAUAGUAGACAAGUGCAAAGGUGUUCCGUUGGUUGCAAAUAUCCUUGGAAGCAUGCUGCGCUUUAAAAGGGAAGUAAGCGAGUGGUUAAAUGUGCAAAGGAGUGAACUAUGGAGUAUUAAUGCAGGUGAGAACACAAUUAUAUCCAUCUUCAGGUUGAGUUACAAUCAUUUGCCAUCGCAUCUGAAAGCUUGCUUUGCAUAUUGUUCUGUGUUCCCAAAGAAUUAUGUGAUUAGUAAGGAAAAGUUGAUCCAUCAAUGGCUCGCACAUGGCUUAAUUCCUUCUGUUGGAGAUCCUUCAUUUAGGCCGGAGGACAUUGGCAAUGAGUAUUUUAACAACUUGUUGAUGAUGUCUUUCUUCCAAGAAACGAGAAAAUCAGAUGACACAGGUAUGGCAGAAUUUAAAAUGCACGAUCUUAUUCAUGAUCUUGCGAAAUCUGUUGCUGGAGAGGAAAUCAUGACAUUAGGACAGAUAAAUGGGCAAUGUAAUAUCUCAAGGACAUGUCAUGCAUCAGUUGUCUGCAGUUCUGGCUAUGCUUUGAUCCCUGAAGCCUUGUGUAAAGCAAAGAGAUUGCGAUCCCUCAAUUUUCUGUCGCCAAGAGAAGAUUAUGUGGCAGCCAUUCCAACCAUCCUAGCUACUUUUAAGCACCUCAGAAUGUUGAACUUCAGUGGAUCUGGAAUUAAUAGGCUCCACCAAGAGAUUGGUGGGUUAACAUCUUUGCAGUAUCUUGAUCUUUCAAAUACUCUCCUAGAGACGAUGCCAGCAACUAUCUGUGAUCUGUGCAAUUUGCAGACACUGAAUCUCUCAAGUUGUAGUGAGCUUAAGGAGUUACCUAGUGGUAUUACCAAGUUGAUAAAACUGAGACAUCUUAACAUAGAUGAUUGCCCAAGACUUGCUAGCAUGCCCCCAUCAAUGUGGCAUUUACGAAAUCUUCAAACUUUGCCAGUAUAUAUCAUCGGCCGCAACUUUGAAACUUCUAUUUUCCAGCUCGUGGCAAUGGAAGAGCUACGAGGGAAGUUAAAAAUCAAAUGUCUGGAGGAGGCUAUAAUCCCAUCUGGCAACAGCAUGGUUAGAAAAUGGAUGCAAGCGAGAGAAUUUCGUUCAUUGGAAUUGUUGUGGCAAAAUGAUGUGGACAAGCUAGAUCAUAACAGAAUGAGGCAAGCUCACAGGCAUGUGGAUGAUCAAACUGAUUUUGUUCUGGUAGAUUCUUUGACUGCAUCACCCUUUAUAAGAAUGCUGUCAAUAAAUGGUUAUUCUGGAACCAAGUUUCCAGAUGAGAUGAGUUGGUCUCGGAACUUGACAGAGCUUAACAUAAUUAAUUGCAGAAGAUGUGAAAGUCUUCCUCCGCUCGGUGAACUUCCUGUCCUCAAGAUCCUCCACAUCCAAGGAAUGGAUUCUGUUGUCCACAUUGGCGUCGAAUUUUUAGGUGAAGGUGACAGACCAUUUUGUUCCCUUAAAGAGCUAUAUUUCACAGACUUUGCAGACUUAAGAAGUUGGAGUAGUAUCGAUUCAACAGAAGUAUUUACUUGCCUGGAAAAAUUAGAAAUCAUAAAUUGUCCGUUUUUGGUAACCAUGCCAUGGUUUCCAUGUCUCCGAGACUUGAAACUGAGGAAGUGCAUCCAGUUUGACCAAAUGGUAAUAUGGUCAGCAUCAGAGCUUACCACACUGUCUACUCUUGUUAUUGACUCAUUUCCACAGUUGAGCUUCAUACCAAAAAAAUUGCUGCGAAACAAUUUCAAUCUGAUAUCAUUAACUGUCACGUCCUGCCCCAAGGUUAGCACACUACCUGAAAAUCUGGGAAGCCUCCGUGCUCUGAAAUCGCUGAAAAUUGGAUGGUGUGAUGAGCUAGAUACUUUUCCUAGUGGACUAAAGUACCUCACUGCACUGGAGAACUUAGAGAUUGUUGAAUGUCCUAGUAUAAUCUGUCUGCCAGAAGAUGGCAUGGAAGGCUUGUGCUCACUUCGGUCAUUCUCAAUUGAGAACUGUCCGAGCUUAGCCUUUUUGCCUAUGGGGAUGAAAUACCUCACAUCCCUUGAGAACCUGACUGUCAUGUUCUUAAAACUGGUUCAUCUACCAGAAGUUUUACAAUACCUCUUGGCACUUAGAAGCCUGACGAUUAUGAGCUGUCCAGAGCUUAGAAGUCUGCCAGCGGGAUUGCAACAUGUCCAGAAUUUACGCAUCUUGGAGAUUCAUAGCUGCCCUAAACUGAUGGAAAUUCCCGAGUGGGUGGAGCAUCUUGUUUCACUCCGGUCUUUGAAGAUCUCAGACUGCCCAGAAAUAGAGUUCUUGCCAAAAGGUCUACAGUGUCUUGGUGCCCUCCAACACCUGUCUAUAAGAGACUGUCCUGUCCUUGAGAAGCGCUGCGAGAGGGGAAUCGGUGAGGACUGGCAGAAGAUAUCUCAUAUUCCAUAUGUCUAUGUUGGAUCAUCAGCAUUGCAGCACAGUCGAGACAUUGCAUCCACUUCCCACAAUCCUUAGUGACCUUUGACCUUAGCUCCAAGGAACCGAUUCCGAUCAACAUUGGACUUUGCUUGAUUUGAUGUUUCCAUGUGAGAAUGAGGGAGUGUUAAAGGAUACUCGCGGCCAAGUGGUUGCCAUUACAUUUGUAUAUGUGAUUGUGAUGUAACUCGGUGGUCGUUUAUAAACUGUCAAGUCCUGGUACAACAAUUGAAAGAAAGAGAGGUGGCCUCAGUAACAGCCAUGUCAUCUGCUCAAGCUAUCUCGUGCAUCUUUGAGGUUAAAUUGUUGGUUUAUAUUUUUCAUCUGUUUGGGCUUGUUGUUCUAAGUUUGUGUUGGUCAGUACUGUCGGUCACCCUACAUGGUUUUUUGUUGCUGUAGUUAUUUUUGUAAUGGGAAGCUUGCCUCUUUGCAGCUCAUAUUUGGCUCAAUAAAGCUAAGGACAAACUCAUUUACCAUAAAGAACUGAUGUGCAUAAAGGGAUGACAAGCUCCCUUUUGUGUUAACCAUGCUUUUAUUCUUGAAUGUUUCAAUCAGGCUGUUCUCGAGGUUCUUGUCUUGUAAUUUCUUUAUUUGGUCUUGUGAAAAAAAUUAGUGUCCUGCUUACGCACCAGGCUCUCUUUUUUUCUUUUUUUUGUCAGUUCUCUCUGCUUAAUGUCUUUUGCCAUGAUUUCGAAGGUAAUGUAAUCUCAUCCAAAUUUCGUCAUUCUUUUGUAUAAUGUUACGAAAUAAGUCACUCCCCUCUUAUCCCAGCUCCCACCUAGGCUUAUAUACCAGACUAACAGCCGAUCGGACUCAAGAAUGUUGGGCCAUCUGGUGGCUUAUUUAGGAUUGAAACAUUUUUUAGGCUUACAAUAUAUAAAAUAAUUUCUCUGUUCAAUUUUGUUGUUGUACAAAUUUACUUUUCUUGUUGAAAUGAACAUCAGAUUAGAUAAUUUCGCACUGUGCUGCACCAGUCUGGUCCUGUAUUAUUCCAUCAGUAUUCUUCUUCUUCAAUUUACCGGUAUGUUUCAAUGGUAAUAUACAUUCCAGCAUCUUCAUCUUCUGGCUAGCAAUCAUAGAUAGGAGUUACAUUGGUCCCUUGAUGAUACUUGUGGUUCCUCAUUUGCAGGGGGUCACUUUACCUUCCUCAUGUGGGAUUGAAUUCAAGAAUGAAUAUCGGAUGCAUUCAAAGUUGUCAGUUUAAGUUUUGCUAGUUGCUGAUUUUGUUUGCUGAUGUUUGGCUGAGUAUUAAUUUAGCACUGAACCAUAUUGGCUUGGUACCAUUUCUUUUGCUCUGGGUGUCAUUCUUAGUCUAUUUUAUUAUUAGAGCUAACAUUGGGUCUGUAUAAUUAGCAGAGCCUUUUCUUUUUAAGAGAUAAAUGUUGAAGACUCGGCAUAUACACGAAAGAAUAUGCCAACAGUUACUCCGAUCCAUACUAUAUACUUGCAUUGUCUCAUGCUUUGCCUAUUUAGCCUUCCAAGUUUCAUCUUACCAUUCUUACGCUUCAGCUAUUCAUCCAAUAGCCCCAAUCACCAAAGCUGUACCUGGUGUCGAGUUGGAGGAUAUUAUAGGAAUCUUCCUAUUCUGAUCUUAUGUUUGCAAUCUUUACCACUGCUGGUAUUUAUUUGAUUAAUUUUAGCUUUAGGUUCUAUUGUAUGAUAAUUUUUGGGGGUAAGGUUCUUGAGCUAUAGUAACAACUUGAACAAACCAAAGACGUGAAGGUGUGAUGUGUGCCUGUAAAGGGUGGAAAACCUGAUAUAUGCUGUUCACUGUUCAGGAUUAUAGUCAGAAUAAAUCAACUGAACAAGGAGGAGCUUGGUCUAAGUAUUGAUCCUUUUUUAUUUGUCAAGUGGGCAAGGUAAUAAAUCUUGAAUUCAAGCAUUUACCACUAGGGUUUGUAAUUACAAAUCCAAUAAUUCCUGCAUCUGUUAGUGAGAAGCAGUAAUUUUGAAAAGAUUUCUAGGUAACAUUCUGCAUAUAUCCCCAGAGGCAGCAUGCAAUAUAAUUUUGAUGAUAACUUAUUGUGAAGCUGGCUUGUUAUGGCUGCAACAGC
Molecule: messenger RNA, 6199 nt
Organism: Argentina anserina (silverweed cinquefoil)
Lineage: Eukaryota; Viridiplantae; Streptophyta; Magnoliopsida; Rosales; Rosaceae
Product: putative disease resistance protein RGA3
Exons: 2
Coding region: 354-4184 (1276 amino acids)
Biological process (GO): defense response to fungus
Molecular function (GO): ADP binding; protein binding
Source: RefSeq, a predicted model, not a curated record